UUAUCAGACUCUCAAGAUGGAGGGGUAGUGGCCAGGCGCUGUGAGGGGAGAUCUUCACCCAGAGGGCAAAGUCCAGGCUUCGCGCCCAGCCUGCCCAGUCCCUGCGGGCUGCUGGGGUGGGAGCUCACACUGCUUGUCCCCUCGGCACCCUUGGCUCUUGGGCAGGUGCCCCAAGGAGCAGCGUGGGGCUCAGCACGGUGGGUGUCCGUCCAGCCACCACAUAAAGAGACCUGUGCGUGGUGGUGGCAAAGGUGGAAGUAAUCCCCUAUCCCCAUGGCCAUGGCGGGCAGCGAGGAGGCAGGCAGGCCUGCUCCUGCCUGUGUGCUGGGCAUAGACCUGGGCACGACGUCGGUUAAGGCAGCCCUCUUGGUAGGGGCCGAGCGAGGGCAGGCGGUGGCAGAGAGCUGCUGCUCCAGGGAGACGCAGGCCCACACCAGUAGCCUGGAAGCUGGACCGCAGGGAAUGGAGCAGAAUGUCCAGAGAAUAAUAAGAGCAUUGAAUGAAUGCCUUGCUGCUCUACCUCAGCAGCAGCUUCAAAGAGUCAGUCACAUUGGCAUUUCAGGACAAAUGCACGGGAUUGUAUUUUGGAAAAAAGAUAAAGGUUGCAAGUGGACAGAGUGUGGUACAGGCCCUACCUUUGAGCCGGAGCAGGUCAGUCACCUGAUUACUUGGCAAGACAGCCGCUGCAGUCCCACCUUCCUCUCUUCCCUUCCUUUGCCGCAGUCACAUAUAAGCUUGGCUACAGGAUUUGGGUGUGCCACAGUCUACUGGUAUUUAAAGAAGAGUCCAGAUUUUCUGAAGUCUUAUGAUGCAGCUGGCACUAUCCAUGACUAUGUGGUUGCCAUGUUGUGUGACCUGAAGAAGCCACUCAUGUCCGUCCAGAAUGCUGCCAGCUGGGGAUAUUUUAAUUCCAGAAGCAAAAGCUGGAAUACUGACAUAUUGGAAAAAUCCGGCUUUCCUGUUCACUUGCUUCCAGAGGUGGGAGACCCUGGCAGUGUUGCAGGCAGGACAAUCUGUGCAUGGCAUGGAAUACCCAAAGGAGCAAAAGUAGGAAUUGCUCUGGGAGAUUUCCAGUGCUCUGUUUAUUCCUGUCUGACCGAGAGGACUGAUGCAGUUCUUAAUAUCAGUACCUCUGCUCAGCUGACUAUCUCAAUGCCCCUGGGUUUCCAGCCUCCAGAGACACCAGAUCCUUCCUCAGCUGUUACUUAUUUUCCCUACUUCAAUGGUGACUACUUGGCAGUGGCAGCAUCACUUAACGGAGGCAAUGUGCUCGCAGCGUUUGUGGACAUGGUGGCACGGUGGACAGAAGAGCUAGGACUUCAGGUUCAGGAGUCUGCCAUCUACACGAAGAUAAUCAAAGCAGCCUUGGCCCAAAAUGACAGCAAACUCUCAGUCCACCCAACCAUAUUUGGAGAGAGACACAUUCCUGAGCAAUUGGCAUCAGUGACCAAUAUUGCUGUCUCUGACCUCUCCCUGGGUCACGUAACCAGAGCUCUGUGCCGUGGCAUCGUUGAAAACCUCUGUUCCAUGUUACCUGUGCAGCGCCUGAUGGAGAUGGGAGUGAGGAGGAUUUUGGGGAGCGGGAGUGCCCUUGCCAGGAACGAGGUGCUGAGGCAGGAAGUGGAAAGGUUUCUUCCAUUCCCUGUGGUUUACGGGAAGGAUGUCGAUGCUGCUGUGGGGGCUGCCAUGGUGAUGUUCCACAGAAAAUAAAGUCAUUGUCUAGAACUGCC
Phalacrocorax carbo (great cormorant) is the source of this 1730-nucleotide messenger RNA. Lineage: Eukaryota; Metazoa; Chordata; Aves; Suliformes; Phalacrocoracidae. The record is from RefSeq and is a predicted model, not a curated record.